GGCUCCGCUGCGGAAGGCGCCCUGGAGCCGUUGGGCCGGACGCUCUGAGAAGGAGCGGAGGAGGCGCGGGACGCGAGUGCAAAGCUCGGUCGGGUCUUGGAUCGUAGCUGGGAGCCGGCGCGAUGGGCGGAGAGCAGGAGGAGGAGCGGUUCGACGGCAUGUUGCUGGCCAUGGCUCAGCAGCACGAGGGUGGCGUACAGGAGCUUGUGAACACUUUCUUCAGUUUCCUGCGACGCAAAACAGACUUUUUCGUUGGAGGAGAAGAGGGGAUGGCAGAGAAGUUGAUCACACAGACCUUCAGCCAUCACAACCAGUUGGCACAGAAGGCCCGGAGGGAGAAAAGAGCCCGGCAGGAGUCUGAGCGUCGGGAGAAGGCAGAACGGGCAGCCAGGCUGGCCAAGGAGGCCAAGUCAGACACCACUGGGCCCCAGAUCAAGGAACUGACUGAUGAGGAGGCCGAGAGGCUACAGCUGGAGAUUGAACAGAAAAAGGAUGCAGAGAAUCAGGAGGCCCCCCUCAAGAAUGGCAGCCUUGGCUCAGCAGGGAAGCAGGAGGCAGAGGAGGAGGACGAAGAGGAAGAAGAUGAGAAGGACAAAGGGAAACUGAAGCCCAACCUCGGCAAUGGGGCAGACCUUCCGAAUUACCGCUGGACCCAGACCCUGUCGGAGCUGGACCUGGCAGUACCCUUCCGUGUGAACUUCCGACUGAAGGGGAAGGACGUGGUGGUGGACAUCCAGCGGCGGCACCUCCGGGUAGGACUGAAGGGCCAGCCCGCAGUCAUUGACGGGGAGCUGUACAACGAAGUGAAAGUGGAGGAGAGCUCGUGGCUUAUCGAGGAUGGCAAGGUGGUGACUGUGCAUUUGGAGAAGAUCAACAAGAUGGAGUGGUGGAGUCGCCUGGUGGCCAGUGACCCCGAGAUCAAUACCAAGAAGAUCAACCCUGAGAAUUCCAAGCUUUCAGACCUGGACAGUGAGACCCGCAGUAUGGUAGAGAAAAUGAUGUAUGACCAGAGACAGAAGUCCAUGGGGCUUCCCACCUCCGAUGAGCAGAAGAAACAAGAGAUCCUGAAGAAGUUCAUGGAUCAACACCCAGAAAUGGAUUUUUCCAAGGCCAAAUUCAACUAGAACUCCUGGAACUCUUGGACUGAACCUCCAACCACCCAUCCUCCCUUCUCACCCUUGCUUGGAACUUGGGGGCCUCAGGGCUGGUGCAGGCAUGGGACUGGCCCAAGCACACAGGACCCGAGGCAUUAAGGGGAGAAGGGCUGGGGCCCCGGGGGUCCUUUCUUCCUCAGUUGGCCUACUGUUACACAUUAGAGCUACUUACUCACUUC
Sorex araneus (European shrew) is the source of this 1333-nucleotide messenger RNA. It is a transcript of the gene NUDC, whose product is annotated as nuclear distribution C, dynein complex regulator. NCBI's taxonomy places the organism in Eukaryota, Metazoa, Chordata, Mammalia, Eulipotyphla, Soricidae. Gene Ontology annotation, biological process: protein folding. The record is from RefSeq and is a predicted model, not a curated record. Bases 123 to 1124 code for a protein of 333 amino acids. The transcript has 9 exons. Gene Ontology annotation, cellular component: cytoplasm.